Molecule: messenger RNA, 1416 nt
Organism: Eruca vesicaria subsp. sativa (arugula)
Lineage: Eukaryota; Viridiplantae; Streptophyta; Magnoliopsida; Brassicales; Brassicaceae
Source: the annotation of a GenBank genome assembly
AUGCAGAAGAAGGGAGGAAAGGAAAAACAGAAGUCCUUACGACAAGAUCACCAAGGUGGAGAAAAGUCAUCGAAAGCAAUCCAUGACGUCCCUUUUGAUCUAACGGUCGAGAUACUCUCGAGACUUCCGGUGAAAACACUUGCGAGGUUUCGAUGUGUGUCGAAGCUAUGGUCAUCUAGUAUCAUUACCGAGUCGAUCAAAACUAGGUAUUUGACUCAGCCACGUCAGCUCGUCAUUUUCUACAACUCUUCAUGUAUGUCCUCGUGUACUUAUCCUCUUAACACUAACACAAGAUUCGUAGUCGCGGACAUAGGUAGUAGGUGUACACUAUUACAAUACAGAUACAAUCGCAGCUAUGGAUAUGUCCGAGGCUUAAUCUGUUAUUACUCAAACUCUAAGCAGUUUGCGAUAUACAACCCUACCACGCGACAAAACGUUUUGUUGCCGCGCAUAGUCGUAUACCAUAAAGAAAACAAAGCCUUUGAUGGAUUCUCUAGGUAUGAUCCAGUUGAGAAAGCAUACAUAGUAGAGAGCAAGUACUAUAAUGGAUUCUUUGGAUAUGAUCCAGUGAAGAAUCAAUACAAAGUGUUGCGUUUUAUUGAAGGUGCAAGAAUUUGUGAGUAUUCUUGUACGGUUCUAACAUUUCGAGGUGGUCCAAAUAAACAAGAAUGGAGAAAGAUUAAAAUUCAAGCGGAUAUCUCUCCACCGAGAAGUAAUGGUGUGUGCAUCAAUGGGAUCAUCUAUUACCUAGGAGGCACAUUAAUAAGUGGUGUAUUAGUAUUGGGGAGGUUCGACGUCAGGUUUGAGACAUUUGAUCAUAUCCAGAUGCCUAUAGCUGUGGAGAUGAACCAGUUGGAGGAGUUAGGUUUGGUUAAUUACCAAGGGAAACUAGGAUGCACGUUUUACAGCAAAGAUAGGGCAGAGGUGUGGAUCAUGAAAGAUCAUCAUAGUAGCGAGAAAAAUGAAUGGUCUAAGGUUACUAUUGCCAUGUCUCUUCCAGAUACGUUAAAUACUCGUAUAGCUGGUGUUACUCUUAAGGGUGAGAUUGUGAUAAUGCCCAAGACGUUGGAUUCUGCUCAAACGUUGUUAUACGCAUACUUUUACGACCCCAAGGAAAACAAGACUAGAAGAGUUGAGUUUGAAACCAACUUGAAGGGGGAACAAGGACUUUGUAUCUUAAGUGAGCCGGAUCACAUGGAGAAUACUAUGUCGUUGUUCGGGAGCCAAUUUAAUAAGAAGAAGAAGAAGAGAAAGAGGAAUAAGAAGAAGAAGUCAGCAACCACCACUGUUUUCUCCUCUAACAAAAUAUUCAUGUGUCCCAAGACACUCUUAGUGAUAGGUUUUUUAUGUGCUGCUCUCGUUAUGGCAACCAUAGUUCGAACAUGGCUUAUAUCUUUGUUGGACUCGUUCCAUUAG